CCCGGGCUCAGCUGCGUCUACACAGCCGUGUAUUAAUAAUAAUAAUAAUAAUAUAUAUAUAUUAUUUAUUUGUGGGAAGAAAUAAACAUGUCGUCGGGGAGGAACACGGAGUUAAGUGAAAACACACUCUUUGGGAUGGGGAAUCCCUUGCUGGACAUUUCAGCUGUUGUGGACAAAGAUUUCCUUGACAAGUUCGGGCUGAAGCUCAAUGACCAGAUCCUCGCUGAAGACAAACACAAAGCAUUGUUUGAAGAAAUUGUCCAGAGGAGCAAAGUUGAAUAUCACGCCGGUGGUUCGACCCAGAACUCUGUCAAAAUUGCUCAGUGGAUGAUCCAGAAUCCCCAAAAGGUGGCUACUUUCUUCGGGUGCAUCGGCACCGACAACUUCGGGGAGAUCCUGAAGAAGAAAGCCGCGGAGGCCCACGUCGACGCACAUUACUACGAACAAAACGAGGAGCCGACCGGUACCUGUGCAGCCUGUAUCACCGGGGACAAUAGGUCCCUUGUUGCUAACCUGGCAGCGGCAAACUGCUACAAAAAGGAAAAACACCUGGACUUGGACAGCAACUGGGAGCUGGUGAAGAAAGCCAAGGUUUAUUAUAUUGCGGGUUUUUUCCUCACUGUGUCCCCGGAGUCUAUCAUGAAGGUGGCAAAGCACGCUUCAGAAAACAACAAAAUCUUCUGCAUGAACCUCUCUGCACCUUUCAUCAGCCAGUUCUUCAAAGAGCCCUUGAUGAAUGUAAUGCCUUACGUCGACAUCUUGUUUGGCAACGAGACGGAGGCGGCCACAUUCGCCGAAAAGCUCGGCUUUGAGACGGAUGACAUCGCAGAGAUUGCAAAGAAGACCCAGAAUCUGCACAAGGAGAAUCCGAAAAGGCAGCGCGUGGUGGUUUUCACACAGGGCAGUGAGGACACUGUUGCAACUGUUGGUGAGAAGGUGACCAGGUUCCCUGUUUUGGACAUCGACCAAAAUGAUAUCGUGGACACUAACGGAGCCGGAGACGCCUUUGUCGGAGGAUUCCUCUCUGCGCUGGUCCAAGAGCAGGUGUUGGAGGAGAGCAUCCGGGCCGGACACUACGCCGCCAACGUCAUCAUCAGACGGGUCGGAUGCACCUUCCCCGAGAAGCCAGAAUUUCACUGAUGUGUCCGAGCGCUGCACAAAUGUCUGCUCCACGAGAUACUUGUAUAUGUAUGAUUCAGGAUUUGAUGUACAUUUUUCUUUUCUAUUUACAGUGACUCACUGCAUGGGACUAAGUGCUACAGCUUGAAUAUUUUAUCAAGCUCGGGGGAAAAAAAAACAACGCAGAUUUUUGAAUACAAUUCAAAUAGUGUGCUAGUGUCAAGUAUUGGAAUAAAAUGGGUAUGUUUAAAGGAGCAUUUCGCUGAAAAUCUAUUGUUUGAGCAUAAAUCACUGAACGCCCGUUCAAAAUGUCUUUUCACAACACUUUCCCACCAUUGAUCUAUAUGUUCUGCAUGUUUCAAUCUCUUAGGAA
This is a messenger RNA of Anoplopoma fimbria (sablefish), 1492 nucleotides long. RefSeq names its product adenosine kinase b (gene adkb). The transcript is spliced from 11 exons. Bases 88 to 1140 code for a protein of 350 amino acids. Gene Ontology annotation, biological process: purine ribonucleoside salvage. Gene Ontology annotation, molecular function: adenosine kinase activity. The record is from RefSeq and is a predicted model, not a curated record. Gene Ontology annotation, cellular component: cytosol; nucleus. NCBI's taxonomy places the organism in Eukaryota, Metazoa, Chordata, Actinopteri, Perciformes, Anoplopomatidae.